Molecule: messenger RNA, 2537 nt
Organism: Felis catus (domestic cat)
Lineage: Eukaryota; Metazoa; Chordata; Mammalia; Carnivora; Felidae
Product: ADP-ribosylation factor-like protein 5A
Exons: 6
Coding region: 1882-2403 (173 amino acids)
Biological process (GO): vesicle-mediated transport; intracellular protein transport; protein localization to Golgi membrane
Cellular component (GO): trans-Golgi network; cytoplasm
Molecular function (GO): GTP binding; GTPase activity
Source: RefSeq, a predicted model, not a curated record
CCCGUAAAGCUACGCGAUCACGCGAUUACGCGAUCACGGGUUUCUUCCCGGAAGAGUAGUCUUGGCUGUAGCGCUAGAGGCUGAUUGCACCGUUCUAUGAGCCGCCUCUAAUGCUCAGUGCAGGCCCGCGCAUCUGGCUCUUGCCUUGUCCAUCGGGGCCAGUGCUUACUCUACCCACAUUCCCGAAGUCCCACAGGGCACCCUGAGUGGCUCCAACUCGGCCCACUCGCACCAGGCCCUGGCUCUGGUCUGCAGGCUACUCCACAGAGUUCAAAAGAGAAGAUGUCCUGAUGGCGGGACUUGCGUGAAGCGGCCAGCUCCCCCAUCACAGGGUGCUGGCUUUUGGCCUGGUCAGAAAGAGGCACCAUUGCCUUACAGUUUUUCUUUACCGGAAAGCCUCCAGGAACAGGCACUGUUUAUCUGUUUUGGCAUCACAACUGGGAUCCAAAGAAGACCUUUUGACUACUGAGGAUGGUGAACAAACCAAGGGCUGGUAUCCACUUUAUCCAUUGAACUCAUGGCUGUCCCGCCAUGGAGGUCACAAACUCCUUUGGAUCACAUGAGUGGAGGGAAGAUAGAGCAGGAAGGGGAACCCCUCUGGAAAGCACAGGGACCUGAGACACAGAGACAACCUGAACCUGUUCAGUAUCCUGUUCAGUGUGUGGAUUCAGUCCUCAUCUUUGUCUUCUUGGCAGUGGCUCCAUACUCACUGGUGAAGCAAUCUUGAUUCUCAUCAGCUUCUCGGUCUCAAAGUCAGCUUCUCCGCUCAGGGAGUACAACUUGUCAGUGGAUGCACUUCCUUAAAUUAAGUGACUCAGAAGAUUGAAAACAUUCUUACAAUUUUUGGCAUCAUGAAUUUGAUGAAAUAUACAAAAUAAAUUCUCUGUAAAAGGAGGGCAGCAGCUUCCAACAAUAUGACCACCCGACCUUUGCCCACGUUCAUGAGCAACAUCCUCAGGCUCCAGAGAAUGCUUCUCCACUGGAGCUGUGUGUCCUAUGGCAACCAUGGCCUGUGUGACUGGUGCCAGUAUGUCUGGGAUGAUACUCCUUCCAACUACAAGGAAGAUUUGAGUGGUGAAGUUCUUUGGAAAGAGCAAAGACAAAUUAGCCUUUUUAUGUUUCAGUUUGUGGUCCUGGAAGUACUCCUAAUUUAAUUCAGUAUUUACAGCAGUUGCACAUAUGAGGAACAUUUUGUAGCAUUAAACAGUCAUAUCAGUCCUAUAUUUGCAUAUAUGCAUGUGUGGGGAUAACAUCCAUGGAGCCUAAUACUCUUUGUAACGUUGAAUAGAGCUAUAUCAUUACUUUAAGGAUAGUGAAAUUGCGAUAUAAGUGACCAUUAUUUGUAUGAUGAAGUUGAAUUACUUAUAGUAUUUACUGACCCUUUCCAAUAUUUGAUCAGAAUAUGUAGAGUACAUUGUUUAUUUUUAAAUCUAAAAAUUGAUUAUUUCCCUUAGCAGUUCUUUGACAAUAAUUCAGAAAUUCAUCUUAUUUGCAAUUGUUUUCAAUAAAAUAAUCUCUGUAAAAUACUGGCUUUAACAAUAAAACUGUACUGAGACAAUGCGGCGGCGAUGUCCAGGAGCCAGGCGAGUGCCGCGGCGGCAGCUGUGGGGUUCUCGCACACGCACAGGGCAGGGCAGGGUGGCAGGGCGGCUUGGGCUUCGGCCUCCCUCCAGUUCCCAGGAAGGAUAAUACUAUCCUUAGUUAUAACCAUAAUGAGAUGAGUACUGGCAGUGGUGUUAAGUGCCAUUUUGAGCUGGCGGCCAGCGCAGAAGCAGCAGCAGCAGAGGCAGAGGCACCGGUGCCUCUCUCUCUCCUCCCCUUCAGCCUGAGCCAGGGGAGGGCAGGCGCCCGGGUGUCUAGAGGCGGUUCCGCUGCCCAAGAAUGGGAAUUCUCUUCACCAGGAAAUGGAGACUGUUCGAUCACCAGGGGCACAAAGUUAUUCUUGGGCUGGAUAAUGCAGGGAAAACUACCGUCCUUUACCAAGUUUCUAUGAAUGAAGUUGUACAUGCAUCACCUACAAUUGGAAGUAAUGUAGAAGAAAUAGUGAUUAAUCAUACGUGUUUCUUAAUGUGGGCUAUUGGUGGACAAGAAUCUCUUCGUUCUUCCUGGAACACAUACUGUACUAACACAGAGUUUGUAAUUGUUGUUGUGGACGGUACAGACAGAGAAAGAAUUUCUGUAACUAGAGAAGAACUCUAUAAAAUGUUAGCCCAUGAGGACCUAAGGAAAGCUGGAUUGCUGAUUUUUGCUAGUAAACAAGAUGUUAAAGAAUGCAUGACUGUAGCAGAAAUCUCCCAGUUUUUGAAAUUAACUUCUAUUAAAGAUCACCAGUGGCAUAUCCAAGCAUGCUAUGCUCUUACUGGAGAGGGAUUAUGCCAAGGACUUGAAUGGAUGAUGUCAUGAUUUAAGAUUAGAUGAUCUCUACUGACCUCUUCUCAUAGACUUUGUAUAAACGAAGUGCUGGACUUUAUCUGAAAGCUGCAAAAAUUAAUGGUUUAGAUAUAUUUAUAAUAAACUGAUUUAAACUUUUUCUAUAA